This is a messenger RNA of Myotis daubentonii (Daubenton's bat), 969 nucleotides long. Its product is annotated as hepatitis A virus cellular receptor 1 homolog. The record is from RefSeq and is a predicted model, not a curated record. Gene Ontology annotation, molecular function: virus receptor activity; phosphatidylserine binding. The coding region runs from base 1 to 969 and encodes 322 amino acids. Gene Ontology annotation, cellular component: cell surface. The transcript is spliced from 9 exons. Lineage: Eukaryota; Metazoa; Chordata; Mammalia; Chiroptera; Vespertilionidae. Gene Ontology annotation, biological process: phagocytosis, engulfment; positive regulation of mast cell activation.
AUGAGUCGCUGGAGCCCCGUGGACAGGGAGGAGAUAAUAGAAAAAUCUGAGAGUUGGGCAGAGGCUGAUACCAUCAUGCCUUCUUGGGUAGCCUUCCCCAGCCUCAUACUACUUUGGGCAGAUGUUGUUGUUUCUCAGACACGCGUGACUGGAGUGGUGGGACAGUCUGCCACGCUACCCUGUACCUACUCAACAGCUGGUGGAAUCGCACCCACGUGCUGGGGCCGAGGGCCUUGCCCUUUAUCCAAAUGCUCAAAUACACUCGUAUCGACUGAUGGCUACCGUGUCACCUUUGAGAAGGACAAACGUUACAGGAUGAAUGGAAUCAUUUCCAGAGAGAAUUUGUCUCUAACCAUACAGAAUGCAGCCCUGUCUGACACUGGCACCUAUUGUUGCCGUAUUGAGUUCAAAGGGUGGUUUAAUGAUUAUAAAGAGAAUAUAUUUUUGGAGAUAAAGCCAGCUCCAACCACUGUUCCAACACCACCUAAGGUCUUCAGCUCUGCUCCUACAACUCCAGGGACCACGAAGACCCUCAAGACAGCUCCACCUAAGGUCACCAGUGUUCCAACACCACCUAAGGUCUUCACCUCUGCUCCUACAACUCCAGCACCAACACUGAACCUUAAGACAGCUCCAACUAAUGUCACCAUGGGCCCAACAUCACCUAUGGUCUCCAUGUCUACUCCUACAAAGCCAGCAGGAGGGCAGCAGAAAUUCAAGACAGCAGACAACAGAAACCCCGCCUAUCACACCACAGGAAGCAAGUACGACCAGCUCAUUGUUGAACUCUUCUUGCCCAACAGAAUAUUUGUGUGGGAAAAUAAAGGUGUUGCAAAGAAGAACCUCAGACGGGAACUUCGCAAAACGAAACUGCAGUGCGCUACCAAGCGCAUGAAAAUAUCUACUUUAAGAACGACCUUCACAACAUGCCUUAAGACCCAGCGGUUCUCCAAGGCUUUAGGCCCUUGA